Molecule: messenger RNA, 2501 nt
Organism: Oreochromis niloticus (Nile tilapia)
Lineage: Eukaryota; Metazoa; Chordata; Actinopteri; Cichliformes; Cichlidae
Gene: s1pr2
Product: sphingosine-1-phosphate receptor 2
Exons: 2
Coding region: 730-1851 (373 amino acids)
Biological process (GO): G protein-coupled receptor signaling pathway
Cellular component (GO): membrane
Molecular function (GO): sphingosine-1-phosphate receptor activity
Source: RefSeq, a predicted model, not a curated record
CAGAGUGGAGAGAAGGUCCAGAAAUCAGCUAAAAGGGCAUUUUCCAUAUUAAUUGCUGUCCGCAGAACUGCCUCGUUUUAGUUUUAUAUUUCAACAGCGAGACUCGCGGCUCUUCGUGGGAAUAUGACGUUUCCAUAAACUCCACGCCGCGUCUCGCGUGUGUGGGUGUGUGUCUGUGAGCGCGUAUUGCGUGAGUGCCUCAGUGACGCUCCACAGCCCAGUGGCUUAGUGUUGUUCUCGCAGAGCAGACAGACAGACAGACAGCCUGCUGGAUUAGAUCGACAGAAUAGAAACUGCUAGUUCUUCAUUUUUUAAAAACUUUUUUAACAUAAAAAGUCUGGUUUGACUUUCAUAACUUCUCUUUUUUUGGGGGGUGGGGGGAUCAUCGCGCGUUUUUGAACAGUUUCGUGGCGGCUCUCAAACCGGUAUGGAUUUGCCACUGUCUAGAGAAGGCACGCCGUGUGGUCCGCUACCAAAGUUUUGAUUGUCACCGUUGGUCUGGAGUAACAGAGGAAGGCGCUGAACUUUGACGCACACGUGAGGACACCUGAAGAAAAAUAUCAAACUGCCGGAGCGUCUCUUUACUCUGCUAUCUACCAUCUCUCAUGGGGUGACCCACAUAGAGCUUCUGAGACGUGACUGUAGGACAGUCUCCCUCCCAGCAUCCUUCCUGUCCUUUACUUAAAGGCAAAAACUACUGGCAUAGACACUCUGAGCAACACUGUGUGAAUGAAUCUUUGUCGUAAAGCCGUUGUGCAUUGCCGCCCUGUCAUCAUGGGGAGCAAAUAUUCCCAGUACUACAAUACGACUGUGAUUCGCUUAUACUACACCUAUGCUAAAAACAUGACCGAGGAGGAAAUGAGGGAAGACAUUAAGAAAAAACAAAAAGAACAUCCCUCCGGUCUCGAAAUAUUGAUCAUCAUCCUUUGCACAUUCAUCAUCCUUGAGAAUCUGAUGGUCCUGACUGCCGUCUUCCGCAACAAGAAGUUCCAUUCGGCUAUGUUUUUCUUCAUCGGCAACCUGGCAUUCUCUGACCUGCUUGCAGGCUCAGCAUAUAUAGCCAACAUUUUUCUAUCAGGGGCAAAGACAUUUGAGCUGUUCCCAAUACAGUGGUUCAUCAGGGAAGGCACAGUGUUCAUUGCUCUGUCAGCUUCAGUCUUCAGCCUGUUGGCAAUAGCUAUAGAGCGCUAUAUCGCUAUCACCAAGGUAAAGGUGUAUGGCUCGCACAAAACAUGCCGAAUGUUUCUGCUGAUCGGAGCUUGUUGGGUUACCUCCAUCCUUCUCGGAGGACUCCCCAUCAUCGGCUGGAACUGCAUCGACAACCUCCCUGAAUGCUCGGCAGUUUUGCCACUUUACUCUAAGAAAUACAUUGUGUUUGUCGUCACUGUUUUCAGCCUCCUACUACUCUCUAUUGUCAUCCUCUAUGUGAAAAUUUAUUUGAUUGUACGCUCCAGCCACCAGGAAGCAACCAACUCACAAGCCUAUUCCCUUUUGAAAACGGUCACAAUAGUGCUGGGAGUCUUCAUUGUCUGCUGGCUGCCCGCUUUUACAAUUCUCCUUCUGGAUUCGUCCUGCAGCAUAUAUUCCUGCCCUAUCCUCUCCAAAUCAAGCACCUUUUUUUGCAUUGCCACCCUGAAUUCUGCGCUUAACCCAGUGAUCUACACGCUGCGCAGUAAGGACAUGAGAAAGGAGUUCCUCCGUUUGAUUUGCUGCUGGGGCGUGCUGCAAAGUGGGCGGCCUUCUGAACGUUGUCUGGUCCCUCUAAAGAGUUCCAGCUCUCUGGAACACUGCACCAACAAACUUGAACACCAGAAAAUGCCUAUUAUGAAAGAAUGUACCACCUGCGUUUGAUAGGGUCCAAGGAUAUCAUGUGUAUUCGUGUGAGAAAGAGAAACGAGCUAGCACGUCCUGGAUCUAAGACAUGUGGGUGAGGCUGGGACAAAGCUGUCUUUGAGACACAGACUUAAAUCUCCUAUUACAAUUGAUACUGUGUGAAUUUAUAAUCGGUAUGCAAUUAAAAUCACCCAUGCAGCUGGUGUAAAAAUGCAAGAGGAAACCAACGUAGUAAGUGAGAAACCAAAACGUUCUUAUGGGUACUUUUCUCGAUUGUGGAGCAAACCAUUUUCACGUAUAUACCUACGAUCGUGUUCAUCUUUUAAAUGUGUUAAACCCUUUUAAAAGCCAAAAAUAAUGUGCAUAAUAUCAUAGUUAUGUAAUAGCUGUUUGGGACUUUCAAGAACUGUGUCAAUGCAAAGCUUGCAAAAUUGCACUUUGUAGUUUACUGUAGAGAUUUUUGCCCUGUGUAAGAUUAAACCACAUUACUCUUCCUCACUGAAAUAUGUAUGCAUUAAGCUUAAAGUUGCAUCACUCAUUAUUUACAGAGUCGAUGGCAGUGGUCAACUGAAACAAAAUGACUAAGUAGUCCUUUGACAAAACCAGGACUAUAUAUUCCCUAUAUAACCGUACCUUUUGAUAAACUACAACAAACUUGUGUAAUCUGC